Molecule: messenger RNA, 468 nt
Organism: Aspergillus udagawae
Lineage: Eukaryota; Fungi; Ascomycota; Eurotiomycetes; Eurotiales; Aspergillaceae
Exons: 2
Coding region: 1-468 (155 amino acids)
Source: RefSeq, a predicted model, not a curated record
AUGUCACAGGUGGACCCUCUGAGUUUGACGCUUUUGUUCAAGAAGCACAAAACUACCGUGCUUUUAAUGCUUCCGCCUCACGAGACGAUCGCGACAACCCAGGAGAUGCUUCUCAAAGCUCUCCAAUCGCGAGGGAUCAAAGAGAUCAAUGGGGAUCCCGUACCGGAAGACUUUUCAGAAAUUGAAUUUGGUAUAACGGUGGACAAGAACGACCUAGAAAAAGGAUGGUCAAAACUGGAGAUUGCGAUGCCAGAACUCGAGAACAGCAGCACAUCCAAACGAGGUGCUGGAAAGCGGACCAGUUUGAAAGCAGCAGAUAUACGGAAUGGACAGGUAAUCGCUUUCAGGUUUCGAAAGCCCCGUGAGCAGGAGAGAGAUGGCGACCUCGACAUUGACCUCGAGUUGGAGGAUCCUGGCUGGGACGUCGUCGUUCCAAGCCUUGAUGACGAGGAGGGAGAGCCCAGUUAA